AGUCCUAAAAACGGGCGCUACCAAAUUGACUCAGACGUGCUCCUGUGUCCAUGGAAGCUAACCUAUCGAAAUAUUGGUUCCGACUUCAUUCCACGAGGGGCUUUUGGGAAAGUGUACUUGGCCCAAGAUGCAGAAACCAAAAAGCGAAUGGCUUGCAAACUGGUACCAGUGGAACAGUUUAAGCCAUCAGAUGUUGAGAUCCAGGCCUGCUUCCGCCACGAGAACAUUGCAGAGCUUUAUGGAGCCAUCUUGUGGGAUGAGACGAUCCACCUUUUCAUGGAGGCAGGAGAAGACGGCUCUGUCCUGGAGAAGGUGGAAAGCUGUGGACCGAUGAGAGAGUUUGAGAUCAUUUGGGUGACAAAGCACAUCCUCAAGGGGCUUGAGUUUCUUCACUCAAAGGGAGUUAUACAUCAAGACAUAAAACCAAGCAACAUUGUUUUCAUGUCAACCAAAGCAGUUCUGGUGGAUUUCGGUCUCAGCGUUCAAAUGACAGAAGACAUUUACUAUCCUAAAGACCUCCGAGGAACAGAGAUUUACAUGAGCCCAGAAGUGAUUCUCUGCCGGGGCCACACGACCAAAGCUGACAUCUACAGCCUGGGAGCAACCAUUAUUCACAUGCAGACUGGCAGCCCGCCGUGGGUGAAUCGAUAUCCUCGUGCUGCGUACCCGUCCUACCUUUAUAUAAUACAUAAGCAAGCACCACCGCUGGAGGACAUCGCAGAAGGCUGCAGUGUUGGCCUAAGAAGGUUUCUGGAGGCCGCUCUGGAAAGGAACCCAAACCAGAGGCCUUCUGCUACGGAGCUUCUGAAGCACGAGGCUUUGCACCCGCCAAGGGAGGAGCAGCCACGGUGCCAGAGUCUGGACUCGGCCUUGUUUGAAAGGAAAAGACUGCUGACCAGGAAGGAGCUGGAAUUGCCAGAGAACAUUGCUGAUUCUUCAUCCCUUGGGAUUUCUGAGGAAUCGGAACUGCUGAAGAGACAACGAUCACUGUACAUAGACUUUGGGGCACUAGCUGGCUACUUCAACAUUGUCCAGGGAUCAACGACCAUAGAUUAUGAAUAGAUCUAGGGAUCUCUUACCCUGAACUGAAUUCCUCCUGUAGACAGAAGAAGAAGAAAGUGGUUAUUUUUUUAUCAUUUGAAGGAUUUUAUAAAACUAAAUGAAGAUACAGUUACAAGAAGAUGCAACCACCCCUCGAAGGUUGUUAUUUAGAGUAAAAUAUUGCUCUUUAGAGACUUGGCAUGGACAUAUCAUGGGAGUAAUGAUCAGUAUGUGAAAGUAUAAAAAUACAUGCAUGCACUUUUUCUAAAAAAAGUAAAAGACUUGAAUGGGGGUCAGAAUAGCCUAACUAAGCUAAGCUUGUCCUCUCCUCCCCGUGGAUGUUGCUUUAGGCCAUACUGAAUGCCAGUAAUAAUUAAUGAAGUGUCUCUGGGAUUGGCUCAUGGGGCUGUUUCUAAACACCAUCUGCUUCUGGUCGCUAUGUGGCUUUUGAUGAAACAGAGAUCAUGGGGAUACCCUGGCUGUGAUUCCUCUAUGUUGCAAGCUCUUGAGUUAUAGCACUGAAUGAGUUUCCCCAAGAAGGCCCGGAGCAUUGUUAGUUGUUGGGGGUAUAGACUCAUCCGUAUUCCAUCUUGACUUGCCAGUUUUUGGAUGUGUCUCACUUGGGCCCAGAAGCAGCUCAGUGACCCACAAAACAGCAUCACCUGAGCAUCUGUGUUCUUCUCCACCCAACCACCCACUUGUUUUGCUGAUUGAUUUGGAUACCAAGGAAGGCAACUCCCUGUCUUUUUUGAGAACCUUUAUGUCCCCUCCCUUGGGCUCCUCAGUGCUCUUCUCAAGUUAUGUUGGUGCUUAUACUUUGAUCUUCCAGCUUUUGGGCUGAGUGAGAAAACACACCCUAGCAGCUUGAGUAGAUCACCGGGACAAAAUAAUAAUCAAUUAUUAGCCCAUGUAGGAAUACUCAAGAUUUUUUUUUCUUGAGUUGAGGACAGUAGUUACGACAGUGUAUUUGAGAACCUUAGUAUAUAGGCUAGGACAGGAGUCCCUAAUCUUGCUGAGCCGGUGUGCACUUUGGAAUUUUGGGGGAAAGGUAUUGGGUGCCACCACAAAAUGGAUUUCAUGAGGGGCAAUAACAACUGGUUGGGAGUUUUCAAGACAAGCGUUGUCCUAAAUAAGGAUAGCUGUUUCUGACUGGGUACUCCUAAGGUGAAGCCUGAUGGUAUCUUCUGAGUUACCUCAUGCUCCAGUGAUGUGGAGAAAAGCCAGUAUUGGCUCUUUGGUUUGGGAAGGAACAAGUAGGCCCCAGGAAACAAAUGAUCAGGCACCAUGUUCGGUAUCGCUGGACUAGGAAAUCCUAUGGAGCCUGUGUGCCUCAUUAAGUUUCCUUCACUGACUGGGUGAGUCCGCUGAUUUUACAGCAGAUUCAUAGGAUGGGAAACAAGCACAAAAAGUUCAUUGUAACUAGAGGUAUUAUGCUUAAAGCUUGUACACUUUAGGCUGCUACCACUUUAAUUGGCAUACAUGUAUUUUGACUGGGCUGGCCCGCCUUGGAUGCAAUUUUCCAGAAAGUUUGCUUAUACAGGCCUCACCAAAAUGAAUGGGAGCUGUACAAGAGCAUAAAAUAAGCGCAAGUGGUUUAAAGAUCACAAAAAAGUAACUCUGUCAGUAUGAGCCUAAUGUUUGUAUUAGAAUAUUGUGCAAUGUUGGGGAAUUUAUGCCAAUUCUGAUGGUGGCUUAAGCUUAUAAC
Messenger RNA from Gekko japonicus, 2746 nucleotides. RefSeq names its product mitogen-activated protein kinase kinase kinase 8 (gene MAP3K8). Gene Ontology annotation, biological process: protein phosphorylation. The annotation marks the transcript as partial. The transcript is spliced from 6 exons. Gene Ontology annotation, molecular function: ATP binding; protein kinase activity. Lineage: Eukaryota; Metazoa; Chordata; Lepidosauria; Squamata; Gekkonidae. The record is from RefSeq and is a predicted model, not a curated record.